Messenger RNA from Oncorhynchus kisutch (coho salmon), 10319 nucleotides. RefSeq names its product adenylate cyclase activating polypeptide 1b (pituitary) receptor type I (gene adcyap1r1b). The record is from RefSeq and is a predicted model, not a curated record. The transcript is spliced from 14 exons. Gene Ontology annotation, cellular component: plasma membrane. Gene Ontology annotation, molecular function: peptide hormone binding; vasoactive intestinal polypeptide receptor activity; G protein-coupled peptide receptor activity. Gene Ontology annotation, biological process: adenylate cyclase-modulating G protein-coupled receptor signaling pathway; cell surface receptor signaling pathway. Bases 511 to 2262 code for a protein of 583 amino acids. NCBI's taxonomy places the organism in Eukaryota, Metazoa, Chordata, Actinopteri, Salmoniformes, Salmonidae.
CGCAUACUUCAUGAUCGAGCGACGUGACCACACGCAGUUAACCGCAAGGCAGUGGAAUGGCAUGAUUAAAUAACAACAGUCAUAAUUCCCCGAACCGAGAUUCGAGUCACAGACGGAGUCAGAUCUGCGUUGAACACACUAUUUUCCAAUUAUCUUCAAUUCUCUAAUUUUGCCCCUCUCCCAUUCAACGUGAAUACCCUCAUAAAUGGUGUCGAGUGAGGAGAACCUGCUUAACUGAACUCACAAGUUCCCUGGCCGUCCGACUGCGCCCUGAGGGAGUUGCUUUGCACCACGAAAGCGCCCGGUGUUGCGGUUCUCCUCCUCUCCCCUUCAACACUAAAAACCAAGAAGGAGAUUUCACUCAAGUCGUGCUGUUGUUUUAUGGAUAUCACCGCUGAGAUGAUCCCAAGGUGAGGCCAGAAAGCUGACCAGCAUCCUUGUCUGUCUGUGCAUCCUCAAGAGCUCACCUCCACAUCUGAUUGGACAAUUGGAGCCCCUGAGGAAAACAAAAUGUCUGCCGCUAUGAGCGCCCCCCUCCUGGCCCUCCUCCUCCUCCUGCUGCCCUUGGUGUCUAGUCUCCACCACUCUGACUGUGUCAUCAAGAGAGAACACGAGAAAUGUAUGGAGAGGAUGGCAGAGGAUGACCCAGAAAACGACCUAGAGUUUAGGUGCCCAUGGUUGUGGGAUAACCUGACGUGUUGGCAGCCUGCCCGGGUGGGAGAGGUGGUUGUGGUCAGCUGUCCAGAGCUCUUCAUCCAGUUCAUGAGCGAGGAGGAUGAUGAGCUAGGGAAGUUGAGUCGUAACUGUACAGAGGGCGGCUGGUCUGAGACCUUCCCUCACUAUGUGGAUGCCUGCAUGUUCGACGAACCCAACGGAACCCACGAGCAUCCGGACAUGUACUACGUGUCGGUGAAGGCUCUGUACACGGUGGGGUACAGCACCUCUCUGGUUUCUCUCUGUACAGCCAUGGUCAUCCUUUGCAGGUUCAGGAAGCUGCAUUGCACCAGGAACUUCAUCCACAUGAACCUGUUUGUGUCAUUCAUUCUGAGAGCCAUCUCUGUCUUCAUCAAGGAUGGGGUUCUGUACGCAGAGGAGGACAGCAACCACUGCUUCUUACACACUGUGGAGUGUAAGGUGGUGAUGGUGUUCUUUCACUACUGUGUCCUAUCUAACUACUUCUGGCUGUUCAUUGAAGGCCUGUACCUCUUCACUCUGUUAGUAGAGACAUUCUUCCCUGAGAGAAGAUACUUCUACUGGUAUACCAUCAUUGGCUGGGGGACCCCCACUAUAUGUGUGGUGAUAUGGGCAGUACUCAGGCUGCACUUUGAUGACAUAGGGUGUUGGGAUAUGAAUGAUAAUGCUGGUAUCUGGUGGGUGAUUAAGGGACCUGUGCUGGCCUCUAUCAUGAUCAACUUUGUCCUCUUCAUCGGCAUCAUAAUCAUCCUUGUCCAGAAACUGCAGUCACCAGACAUCGGUGGGAACGAAUCCAGUAUUUACCUGCGUCUGGCGCGUUCCACCCUGCUCUUGAUCCCUCUGUUUGGGAUCCACUACACUGUGUUCGCCUUCUCACCCGAAGACGUCAGCAAGAGGGAGAGGCUGGUGUUUGAGUUAGGCCUAGGCUCCUUCCAGGGCUUCGUUGUGGCUGUUCUCUACUGCUUUCUGAAUGGAGAGUAUCUCCCUGAAGGUGCAGUCGGAGAUCAAGAGGAAAUGGCGCAGCUGGACGGUGAACAGGUACUUUGCUGUGGACCUGAAGCACCGGCACCCUUCGUUGGCCAGCAGUGGGGUGAACGGGGGAACGCAGCUCUCCAUCCUCAGCAAGAGCAGCUCUCAGAUCCGCAUGUCCAGCCUACAGGCCGAGUCGCCAGCCACCUAAGCCACCUGAACUUCAACGGUGAAGCCCAGGACCAGAGCCAGGGAGAGACCACCACCACUACUACUACUACUACUACUACUACUACUACUACUUCUAUCACCCCUACACCAAGACCCAUCAGCCACUUCCACACUGGUCCUGAUACUAUGACCAACCUCACCCCUACACCCAACCUCACCCCUAUACCCACACCCAACCAUGGACCACUACCAGUGACCAGCCUCACCAACCCAUACCCUUUCCCCAACCCAUAUCCAGACACCACCAACCCAUACCCAGAGACAACCAACCCGUACCCUGACACAACCCUGAUCCUGGACUCUGGAGAACGCAUCCCGGACCCUCCUAACUGCACUGCACCCAAAAGCCCAACUGAGCCCUUCAUUUAACGAACUGGAUCAACAACUCAACCCUAAUAAAGCCAUGCCGAAUCAAUCACACCUAAACAAGUCCAAUCCCUAACCCUAUCCAAACUAACCAACCCAAUACAAUCCAAACUAACCCAAUCCCUAGCCCUAUUCAAACUAACCUACCCAAUACAAUCCAAACUAACCCAACCCCAAGCCCUAUUCAAACUAACCUACCCAAUACAAUCCAAACUAACCCAACCCCUAGCCCUAUCCAAACUAACCUACCCAAUACAAUCCAAACUAACCCAUCCCCAAGCCCUAUUCAAACUAACCUACCCAAUACAAUCCAAACUAACCCAACCCCUAGCCCUAUCCAAACUAACCUACCCAAUACAAUCCAAACUAACCCAACCCCUAGCCCUAUCCAAACUAGCCCAACCUCUAGCCCAAUAAAAAAACAACCAAAUACAAUUCAAACGAACCCAACCCUAAACCCUAUUCAAACUAACCUACCCAAUACAAUCCAAACUAACCCAACCCCUAACCCUAUUCAAACUAACCCAACCCCUAGCCCUAUUCAAACUAACCUACCCAAUACAAUCCAAACUAACCCAACCCCUAGCCCUAUUCAAACUAACCUACCCAAUACAAUCCAAACUAACCCAACCCCUAACCCUAUUCAAACUAACCCAACCCCUAGCCCUAUUCAAACUAACCUACCCAAUACAAUCCAAACUAACCCAACCCCAAGCCCUAUUCAAACUAACCUACCCAAUACAAUCCAAACUAACCCAACCCCUAACCCUAUUCAAACUAACCCAACCCCUAGCCCUAUUCAAACUAACCUACCCAAUACAAUCCAAACUAACCCAACCCCAAGCCCUAUUCAAACUAACCUACCCAAUACAAUCCAAACUAACCCAACCCCUAACCCCAACCAAACUAACCAACCCAAUACAAUCCAAACUAACCCAACCCCAAGCCCUAUUCAAACGAACCUACCCAAUACAAACCAAACUAACCCAACCCCUAACCCCAACCAAACUAACCAACCCAAUACAAUACAAUCUAACCCAACCCCUAGUCCUAUUCAAACUAAUCAACCCAAUACAAUCCAAACUUAACAAACCCCUAGCCCUAUCCAAACUAACCCAACCACUAGCCCUAUCUAAAUCAACCAACCCAAUACAAAUCCAAACUAACCCAAGCCCUAACCAAACUAAUCCAAUACAAUUCAAACUAACCCAUCCCGAGCCCUAUCCAAACUAACCCAACCCCUAGCCCUUUCCAAACUAACCCAACCCCUAGCCCCAUCCAAACCAACCCAACCCCUAGCCCUAUCCAAAGUAACCUACCCAAAGCCAUAUUUAAAACUAACCUACCCAAUACAAUCCAAACUAACCCAACCCCUAGCCCUAUCUAAACUAACCAACCCAAUACAAUCCAAACUAACCCAACCCCUAGCCCUAUCUAAACUAACCUACCCAAUACAAUCCAAACUAACCCAACCCCUAGCCCUAUCCAAACUAACCCAACCCCUAGCCCAAUCCAAACUAACCCAACCCCUAACCAUAUUCAAACGAACCCAACCCCUAGCCCUAUCCCAACCCCUAGCCCAAUCCAAACUAACCCAAACCCUAACCCUAUUCAAACUAACCCAACCCCUAGCCCAAUCCAAACUAACCCAACCACUAGCCCUAUACAAACUAACCCAACCCAAUACAAUCCAAACUAACCCAACCCCUAGCCCAAUCCAAACCAACCUACCCAAUACAAUCCAAACUAACCCAACCCCUAGCCCCAUCCAAACCAACCUACCCAAUACAAUCCAAACUAACCCAACCCCUAGCCCUAUUCAAACUAAGCAACCCGAUACACUCCAAACUAACCCAACCCCUAGCCCUAUCCAAACUAACCCAGCCCCUAGCCCUAUCCAAACUAACCCAGCCCCUAGCCCUAUUCAAACUACCCCAACCCAAUACAAUCCAAACUAACCCAACCCCUAGCCCUAUCCAAACUAACCCAACCCCUAACCAUAUUCAAACGAACCCAACCCCUAGCCCUAUCCAAACUAACCCAACCCCUAGCCCAAUCCAAACUAACCCAAACCCUAACCCUAUUCAAACUAACCCAACCCCUAGCCCAAUCCAAACUAACCCAACCACUAGCCCUAUACAAACUAACCCAACCCAAUACAAUCCAAACUAACCCAACCCCUAGCCCUAUUCAAACUAAGCAACCCGAUACACUCCAAACUAACCCAACCCCUAGCCCUAUCCAAACUAACCCAGCCCCUAGCCCUAUUCAAACUACCCCAACCCAAUACAAUCCAAACUAACCCAACCCCUAGCCCUAUCCAAACUAACCCAAACCCUAGCCCUAUCCAAACUAACCCAGCCCCUAGCCCUAUCCAAACUAACCCAGCCCCUAGCCCUAUUCAAACUACCCCAACCCAAUACAAUCCAAACUAACCCAACACCUAGUCCUUAGCAAUCCAACUCAUCCAUACCUAAACUAACCUGACUCCUAUUUCUAUCCAAACCAGCCUAUCACUAUGUAAACUAACCCAACCAACCCUGACUUAACCUACCCCAACAUUAAAACCCAACUCUACCAGACAGGAACAGAACACAUAGCACCUCACCAGCAGCACCUGUUCACGAGCAGUUGUAGGUGAAUCCACCUUUAAACUGUUACAACUACAGUGUCUCCAUCAUGGAGCAAACCACCGUCAGUGGUAGUGGCCUAGCAGUGAAUGUCAAUCACCAUUCAGAAACCAUCAGACAAGGAUAUUUACAAGGAAGGCAGAAGGCUAUGAAGGAAAAGCAUGGUUAAUGGUCUGUACAUAUCAUCAUGUUGUUAUGUCAAAAAGCCUCCCCCCGUUAGGUUUAUCACGUAGAGCAGAAGAGCUGGACCAAUUCAGUGCUGCUGGAACAUCCAUGUAAUACCACUGGUCAUUGCAAUCAUAUCAUCAUGUCCGAAGAAUGACAAUACGUAUUUAACGACUCCUCCUCCUCUCUUUCCUCAGUCUGUCUUUCAGCUUGUUGCAGACUCAAGUUAAGACUGUGUUUUGUUGUUCUGGGUAUUGUUGUUGUUAUGGCAACUUAAUUACGGAGCAGUAACAAAACCAUAAAGCCUCUAUCAGAGUCCAAAAUGUGCAUGUGUACGCACAGCAGUGUUCUAGAAUAUUGGACCGUUGGCUUUCAUACUUUUUGAAUUCUCAGCAGAGAACGUUGGUUGGGAAUUUUGGUACGGUGCGCGUUCGGGCUGUGCAUCCCCUGCGAAUUGUGGUCUCAGAACCAUGUAGCUACAGUAUGUCACAACGAGAUGCCGGACUAUCACGUCACUAAGUCUGUGGCCGGACUGUUUGACUCUGAAUUAAGCUUUACACGUCCUGUACAGGAGAAGCAACAAACCGGCCAAUCGAGACAGACUGACCUAAUGUAAAUAUUUAUCAGCUGACCAAUCAGGUUGCAAGUGUGUGCCUGUUUGUAGAGGGCAUAGAUUUAGAUAGACAUUGCAUCUUUGUAUCUGUCCCACUAUGGCAUCUGUGAGAGAAAAGGCAACACCAUUGAGACCAUGUCCAGUUUGAAGUAGUCACUUUAUUAAUGUACUACUUCUAUGAGUUGGCAAGCAAACUAAAAAGGUGCAUACUGUGGUCUAGACUAUUAUUUGAACAGGUAUAAAUGUUGCCUAUUUACUGCCACCUGCAGUUCUGGAAUGUUUGCUCACAAGAAUAAUUAAUUGGCUGAUCCCUCCUGAUGAUCCCUACUUAACCCAUAGGAAGUUCCACCCAGUUGACUACUUAAAAAUGGUGAAUGUCCUCAAUGGCACUGCCCAUGCUAAAAAAGACUUUUGGGCACUAGUGUUGUCUAUCUAAGUCUAUGGUAGAGGGAGAAUGAUCAUGUGAGAUUACUGUAAAAUAAUGAACAGUGAAAGGACACAAAAUGGAGGCUAACACACUGCAUCAUGGGAUACUAUUCAGGCCUGGAGACUCAAGCCAAGAUCAAGGCAAAAUAAAUAAUUAAUGGACCAACAGUAGAAACAAUGUAUCUUAAAAUAUGAAGAUAAUAGUCAACCACCACCAGAAGUAGAGCAUCAUAGUGCUUUGUAUGACCGUAUAUGACGUCAACAGCUAUGUGUCAGCCAAUGGCACAGGUCACCUUUACCUGUGUAAGCUGUGAUUGGUGGAGUGACAGGAAGAUGAUGAUGUCACUUCCUCCUUGCUAUAUGUACCACUGUUACUAGAGAUAGAGGAAUUCUUCCGACUGGGCACACACUGAAUCAAUGUUGUUUCCAUGUAAUUUCAAUGAAAUUAUGUUGAACCAAAGUGGAAUAGACGUUGAAUUGACGUCUGUGCCCAGUGGGAUUCUUCUGAGGAAGACAGAUGACAUGGGUAAAACCAGUAUUUAUGUGAAAGGUAUAUUUUCUACAGUUCAAUUAUGAGGAAUGAAAUGCCAAAAAUAAAACCUGCGUUAAGGUAAGAUGGUCAUCUAUUUUAGAAGGAUGAACAAUGCUAAGGUUUGCCAACUACGACCAUUACACACCAAACCUCUUUAAAUCUUAGCAUUGCUUAUGAUGACAAGAUGCCUUGGUUCAUUUCGGGAGAGGAUUGAUAGUGCCACUAGUUUUAAACAGCCGGUAGUACAGAAAAUGUCAAUGACAACUUACUCAUGAAUGGGUAUCGUGAGUUCAAUGUAUAACUGUGUUACAAUGUCUGCAUGAAUUGUAUUUUUCUUUCUUCUUUUGAAUCUGUUUACAAUUGUUUUGUGAGAUUAUUACUGUACCUGACGCUGAAAAGGCAAUGCAGUCCAAUCUAGAUUUUACUUAGUUUCUUCAGCAGUCUCUCAGCUAGCUUCAAUUUGUAUAUUUAACUAUAUAGAUAACUUAGACCGACAGAAAGUAUUUUACCACAUUGAGUUUUGAUAAACAGCUUCCUGAAUUGUGUUUUUUUUAAGUAUUAUUUUGGGGUAUUUCUCUCAUUCCAAAGAUGAACACUAGACUCCACACUGAGUUUCACGGCCGUAUACAUUUGCAAAGGCUGAGUAAAAGCUUUGCAACUGAUGUCACUACAGAUUUGAUCCUUUGGUCUGAUUUAACUAUUAUUAUUCUAUAUUCUAAUCCCAUGUUAAUCCUAAUCCCAUGUUAAUCUCUCCUAGUAUACUUUAGUCUCCAAAGUGCCUUUAUGCACAAAACGGCAAGUAUUUCUGUUAAUCUGAGAGAUUUUUUUAGACAUUAUUUUUUAAACGAAACUGCAAAGUAUGUAAAAACAUGUGGUCAACAAAAGUGCUUUUAUGAUGUUACACUGAAUCAGUAUUUUAUUAACCUGGAGGCCUUUGAAGUACCUAGAGCUCAUUUCUGGUUUAAGAUGGGCAUAACCUAUGAACUUUAACCUACGACCUAUAACCUACGACCGAUGACCUUUUGAAAUAAGCCACUUUUAUUUUGAGUAAAUAUCUACUAUGGUCUAUAUCAUAUACACAAUAAUAGGUAUGAUUGAUUGACUCUGUUCUAUUUUGCAGCAUUCAGUCCUUUACACUCAUAAUAUUUUUUGUAUAUCAAAAUAAUGGGACCCUGGUUGAUUUAAUUAAGUUACUGUGCACCGUUUGUGACUGCAGGCAAAUGUGGUGCUUUUAAACGGGAGAGAAAGACAAAAAAAUGUAUACAUAUAUAUAUUCUUAAUUUGGUUUGGUCACGUACAGUAUGAAUAAUUGCCUUUAUUCUCAAACUGAAAUGGAAAAAAAACUAUGUUUUGUCAUAUUAUUUUAUUUAUAUACUAUAAACUAUAGAUAAUGAUGCAUAUCUGUAAACAGUGUGUUAGCGUGUCAAACGUUUGAUGAACAGUUGAUGACUCCACAACUCCCCAGCCCACCUGAAAAAGCACAGCUCUUUAACAGUACUAUCUGAUCAGAAACACAAAACUUCCUGUUAGGAAUAGUUUCCCAUUGUUCAUUAAAGAAGCAUAUAGAGGCUGGUUCAGAUGAAGAAGAAUGACAAGGAGGGCAGACAGAAAGCAGUAAUGUGCUGUGUUUUUCUUCAGUCUGGACCUGUCUUUAGCAGUCCUAUGCUUUACACUGGCCUUUAAUAUGGGUCCAUCCAUGCGUGUGCGAAUACAGAUGGCCCAAAGGUGUCCCUGUUUCACUGUGAAACAGGUUGGACAAGCAGAAAGAGAUGAUCUGCUUUUGGUUCCCACACCAAGUUGAAUGUUUAGCAGGAGUUUCUUAUUAAAACCAUAAUGACAGUCUCAGCAUGUCAUGAGCCAAUUUUAAGAGUAUGAAUAUACAUUUUCAAGAGUAUUUAUGUUAUGAAAUAUUAAACAAUACACAGCCUUAUAUCGCCGGUCAAUGUGAUGUCAAUUAGAGAUGUAAUCAUUCUGAGAAUACAGUAUAUUGUUUAUUAAAUCUGUUGUUAUAAUGAACAAUGAAGUAGUUAUCUACAUACAUGUACAGUAGUUUAGAUGUGUCCCAAAAUGCACCCUUUUCUCUCAUCCUUUUAUAGUGUACUACUUUUGACCAGGGCCCAUAGGGAAAAAGUUAUGCACUAAAUAGGGAAUUGGGUAGCAUUUGGGAUGGAGACUGUGGUUUACAAAUAUGUGUAGUCUACCAUUGUGGCUUAUAAAUGGUCAACUGAAUUCUGCCGUGUCAUUGUGUAAGACAGUAUCUCGUAGAUGGAGUCGUCCGUGGUGCAAAGUGAAUAUUAGCCGUCAUUAGAAUUUUGCUCCGUGGUUGUUAUCAUUUUAGUAUUAUUUUGGUGAUAGUGAUUGUUCAAAUAUGAAGCAUAUUGUAUUGCUGCCUAUAAUCUCUUGUAGACUGAUGCAUGCAUCUCUUGAUGGUUUGAUCCUUUUCACCAAGCUGUGUUGAUUAUUCUGCAGAUGAAAUCUUACUGGGAGAUGAUGGAACCUUUUAUAGAUAUGUUCUUAAACAGUUCAUAGAAUCCUGAGUGAAUUCUAAGUGUGACAUUCGUUUUACUGCAUUCUGAUCAUGGAGUCAGCAAUUUCAAGGAAAAAGCAGCUCCAAGGAAGAAAAAUACAAUGGUGUUCAAUAGUAAAUCAUUAUUUUAAACUAUUUAACCAGAAAGGGGCAUAGGGUUAGAAAGCCAUCCACUAAACUGUGAAUAAUAUUUUUCUGUUGCUGGUCAAUUGUCAUUAAGAAGGGGCAUUUUAAAACAUUUAUGAUCGGGCCUAGUCAGAACCACCCUGUUCAUUCAAUUUCAUUUUAAUGUUAAUACGUUUUAGAGUCCUUUGACAUGAGGGUAAUUGCCAUACUACAUUUCUAAAUAAAUAGCCAAUAACUUUUAUAGUUUCCAACCAUCACAAGAUGACAUUUAGAAAGCAGGCUCUGUUUUGGAUGGAAAAGAGACAACAGGGCUGUGUUCAACAGGGCACCAUGUUGUGGAACAUCAUGUAGAACAAACAUGUCACUCUGAAAUGUUAAGUAAUGUAAGGACUCACGUCAGCUCUAUUCAUGACAUUUCUAUCUGCAACGUUCCACAUUUGCCUACCUAACAUAGCCCAGGACAAAGGUACUGUACAGUGAUGGCUGAAUGUAAUGUAACUGUUGUAUCUGUGGUCUGAAGGGUUGGGCUCAAUUACAUUUCAAUUCAGUCAAUGCCAGAAGUAAACAAAACAUUUUCUCAAUGCUUUUUAAUGAAAAACAAAUGUAAUUAAGAAUUUCAGUUUGAAUUGAAAUGUAAUUUGCCAUAAUUCUGGUGAGCUGACCGCUGACAGCUUCAGGCUGUUUUUAAACUCAUGUUUUCAUUUCAUCUUCUGUUUCACCGCUGCGCUGUAUAAAUGUCUUCUUGUUUUGAUGUAUAUAUUAAAACAGGGGCAGGAAACCCUGUUCUUGGUGAGCCGCAGGUACAGCAGGAUUUUGAUCCAUCUAGGCACCACGCUGGACCAACUGAGCUAAUUGAUCAGUUCAGUAAUUGCCUAAAUUCAACAUACCUGGUCUUCCAGGUUGGUUAAAUCAAAAACAUGAAGUGCCUGGGGCCCUCCAGGACCAGGGUUACCUACCCCUGUAAUAAAGAGGUUUUGUACAUUAUUAUUGUAUUAUUGACUUUAAGUCACAAUAAAUGUUUUGGACUUGUUGACUCAUUGA